Messenger RNA from Cornus florida, 879 nucleotides. Its product is annotated as protein PLANT CADMIUM RESISTANCE 2-like. The record is from RefSeq and is a predicted model, not a curated record. NCBI's taxonomy places the organism in Eukaryota, Viridiplantae, Streptophyta, Magnoliopsida, Cornales, Cornaceae. The coding region runs from base 70 to 690 and encodes 206 amino acids. The transcript is spliced from 4 exons.
UCUAUACAUGUAUCCCAGAAGUAUCUCUAUCUUAAUUUAUAUAUAUAUAUACAGACACAAACUCUAUACAUGUAUCCCAGAAGUAUCUCUAUCUUAAUUUAUCCCCCACACAGUUUCUCUCUUUCUUUCUAUUCCUCCUCUUUACCCAGCAGAAUCAUCAUGAUAUCCUCGAACCCAAAUGAACACGUGGCAACCGGUGUUCAGGUGAACUCGACGGACCAUUUCUAUUCAAACAACCCACACGAAUUACCAAUUCACCAUCAACCCAAAAGCGAGGUUGCUUGGUCCACCGGUCUCUGUGACUGCUUCGACGAUGUCCCUAACUGUUGCAUGACCUGCUGGUGUCCAUGUGUUACUUUUGGACGGAUUGCAGAGAUUGUGGACAGAGGUUCAACAUCUUGUGCCGUGAGUGGGGCGAUUUACGCGCUAAUAGCAGUUGUGACUGGUUGUGCGUGCUGUUUCUCAUGCUGCUACCGUUCUAAGAUGAGGCAGCAAUACAAGCUGCCAGAAAACCCCUGUGGAGAUUGCUUGGUUCACUGCUGCUGCGAGUCUUGCGCCUUGUGCCAAGAGUACCGCGAGCUCAAAAACCGCGGAGUCGACAUGACCAUUGGGUGGCAAGGAAACGCGGAGAGACAAAAUGGUGGAGUGGGAUUCCCGCCGGUGGUUGCAGGAGGAAUGAGCAGAUCAUGAAUGUAAAAUAUUUGCUUAAUUGGGCUGCUAAUUAUAGUGGCAAAACUCUCUUCAUUUUGGAUUUGUUCAGUUUGCAAUGUUGAAGUAGAAACAGAUUGCUUGUAAUGAAUUAUUGUAUUUUACAAUUAAUUUGAUAUUGACAAUUUCAUAAAUAAAAAAUAAUAAAACUUGAUAGCAGUGGUUAUGUUA